Arabidopsis arenosa is the source of this 1320-nucleotide messenger RNA. Lineage: Eukaryota; Viridiplantae; Streptophyta; Magnoliopsida; Brassicales; Brassicaceae. The record is from the annotation of a GenBank genome assembly.
GGGUCCUGAACUUGUUUUUUCAUAGAAAAGCUGAUUGAGAUUUGAUCAGAUCAAGGACCAAAAUAAAAAUACAGGAAUUAUGAAGACAAAAAAUUACCGGGUUUUAUGUAUUGUAGUGUCUGUCUUAACUCUGCAGCUCAUGAAUGGCUCAUCAGCAGCAACACCUCCUCCACCUCCAAACGGUAAGAAUUCUUCAACUUCUUGUAACAGAACCUGUGGAGGAAUCUCGAUCCCCUUCCCGUUCGGAAUCGGUGGGAAGGAUUGUUAUCUCAACAGUUGGUACGAGGUUGUCUGCAACACCACCACUUCCGGGUCGUCCGGCACAACUGUUCCAUUCCUGUCGAGAAUCAACAGGGAAGUGGUGAACAUCUCUCUUCCAGAUGGUUAUGGACCAUACGGAGUAGUUCUCAUCAAAGGUCCUGUGACUUCGUUGGGUUGUUCUAGUAAUACUAGUCAAGUACCCCAAAAGUCGCUGCCGGAUUUGAAUGUCACGGGCAAGGGCAGCCCAUAUUUCAUCACCGACGAGAACCGUCUCGUCGCGGUUGGUUGCGGUACAAAGGCGUUGAUGACGGAUAUUGAAUCAGAGAUCUUGGGUUGUGAAUCGAGUUGCGAAGAUAGCAAGAGUAGUCAAGAAGUAACAAACUCGUUAUGUGACGGUUACAAAUGUUGCCAGGCGAGGAUACCGGUGGAGCGUCCUCAAGCAGUAGGUGUCAAUGUAGAGAGCUCAGGAGGAGAAGGAUGCAAGGUUGCCUUCUUGUCUAGCAAGAGGUAUUCACUGUCAAAUGUUACUGUACCAGAACAGUUCCAUGCUGGUGGCUACGUGGUGGUAGAGCUAGGUUGGUACUUUGCUACUUCGGAUUCUCGCUUUAGGAACCCCUUCGGUUGCAUAAAUAUGACCUAUUCCGGAUCUUACUCAUCCGAUGAUAAUUGUCUUUGCGACUAUGGUUACUUUUCCGAAAUUAGUUAUAGGAACUGCUAUUGCUCCCUUGGCUUCACAGGGAAUCCAUAUCUUCGAGGGGGUUGCAUAGACGAUGAUGAUUGCAAACGACCCAAUAUAUGUGGAGAAGGCACUUGUGUGAACGUGCGUGGAGGCUAUAGAUGCGAUCCCAAGCCCAAGAUAAUCAAGCCGGCCAAAUCCCUCGUGCUACAAGGUGAGUUCCAAUGGCACCUUGCAUCUACCAUCCUUUAAGGUAGAGCAGGAAGCAGUUUUAUUUAUGUUUUCCUUCGUUGUUGCAGGGGUUCUUUUAGGUUUGUUGGGACUAUUGUUCUUAGUUGUUGGUACGCUUGGGUUGGUCAUAGUUAUAAAAAAGCGAAGGAGGA